Meloidogyne enterolobii is the source of this 684-nucleotide messenger RNA. Lineage: Eukaryota; Metazoa; Nematoda; Chromadorea; Rhabditida; Meloidogynidae. The record is from the annotation of a GenBank genome assembly.
UCAGGCGAAAGAGGCCCGCAGGGAAAGAAUGGUUCAUAAUUGUUAAAAUUAGUUCAUUUUUAUUUACACAGGACAGUGCAAUUGUUCAUUGCCAGAUUUAUACAUUCAUCGGAUUCCCGUCCCUGGGCCGCCUGUUCCAGUUGACAAACUCGUACCGGUUCCAAUUGUGUUAGUCAAAGAAGUAGAAAUAACUAAGUUUAUAAAUUAAAGAGACUAAUACUUAAAAAUUUGAAUGGUAUUUCUUAGACUUGUCCCGUUCGAACCAACACCACCCGGCUUUGCCGUAAGGAAUUUCUUUUUCAUUUAUGAAUUUUUUGUAAAUAGCCACCACUUGGAUGGCGCCCGGGCAUGCCAAUGCCAGAUAAAGCACACACACGUCCUAUCCCCAAGCCAGGUGUAAUUCACUCAAAAGGUCCAUUCCGUUUCUGGUGGACUCGUCCUUAUCGGAAACGUCCUACUUUAUCAUCUCACACUAUUACUGGGCCAACACCGCCCCCACGCGAAUGGAGUCCCAGAGUAGAGGUGAAUGUGACAAUGAAUCAGACAACAUUAAUACAAGAACCAACCGAACAAGUAAAACGAGAAUGUAAGUUGAAUGCAGUUGGCAUUCCUGUUCUGCAUGCCGACUCCCAAUAUGGUGCUACUGGUUCCUGGUAAAUAAGGAUGGAAUCCGUAAUGUACACA